AUGAAUCCAUUGUAUUGUCCCUCAAAUGGUAAUUGCAUUAUAAAUCCAAUGACGAGAAAGAUAUGCACCAAAUGUCGGCUCGAGAAGUGUCUCGCAGUUGGGAUGAGAAAAAUUACAAACAAUACUUUAGACAACGAUUUGAUGUCAAUCACAAAAGUGAAACAGAAAUGCGAAAACACGACAAUUGUUCCCAUGUUUAGGGAAAUCACGGAUUAUAACGGUUUGAAUGAAUUGGAAACCAACCGGUUGUCGGAGCUGUCGAGCGCUGCCGUUGUGUUUGACUACAAAAUGUCUAAUAAUAUAAGACAAGUGAAUAAUUUAGAGGAAAUGCUAAGAGAAUGUGGACCGAGACAAGAUGGCUCAGUAGUGGACAUGGUCAAUUUUGCUAAAUCUCUGUCCACAUUCAAUAGGAUAUGCUGUGAGGAUAGGGUGGCGCUAUUGAAGUACGGUUACGACGAUUUGAUGUCAAUUCGGACCUUAAAAUUUUUUAACAAAGACAAAGAAACCUUUUACAUCCCAUUAGAUGAGAGUAAUACAAUCGAGUUAACAGCAAUAACUCGAACAACAACUAUGUCUACUAUUGAAAUACCGCUCGGAAUCUGA
This is a messenger RNA of Medioppia subpectinata, 603 nucleotides long. Lineage: Eukaryota; Metazoa; Arthropoda; Arachnida; Sarcoptiformes; Oppiidae. The record is from the annotation of a GenBank genome assembly.